AUCGUUGAUGUAUUUUUCUACAUAAAAAUAAGCGCUUGACAUUUCGAGAGUGAAGAUAUUGAUUCGAUCAUAAACAAAUUUUCAUGAUUAGUACCAAAAAAAGCUAUAUUGGAUUUGUGACAAUGCUUCGUACCAUGUUAGUCUAGUAAACAGCAGCAGGUGGUAAAUAUAUACCGGAUGUCUCAAAAAAUGUACGUCAUAAUUUACUUGAAUAAAUCUUUUUUGACGGUAGAGUAACUGCUCAACCCACCGACCUGACGCGAAUGAGUUUUUGUGAAGAUACCUUAGAGACAAUCUACGCCAGAAAAGCGACAUAACGAGAAAUCGCGUUUGUGAAUCAAGAGCCCACCAUUAUAAGAAGCUUAUUGGCUAGAAACGCAAAAAAUUUUAACUAUUGCAUUAAGAAGGAAAGUUAGCAUUUCAUAUAGGAAGUUUUACAAAUACUGUAAAUGAAGACUGAAAUUAUAAUUAAUUAUUAUAAUGAAAUAUUUUGUAUGUUGUACUCCCCUUAUAUAUAUACCAGCCGAAAUAUAUAUAUAUAUAUAUAUAUAUGUCUUUAAAGGCUGGUAACUAAGUUAAACUGUUUAGUUGUAUACCUAAAUUGGGUAGAAUCGUUAUCGUCACGAGAAUAUUUUUGUUACGGUAAAAGGUUCGUCAACAAAAUCAUUUUUUUUUUAUGCAGUUCGUGGUGUUUCUUGCCUACUUACUGGAUCAUUGAAGGUUUUAUCUUUCAAACAAUGUAUACCGUGUUGCGUAAGUCUCCCAACUAAGUCAUGAUAUUGUUUUGGGCCACGUCGAACCUUUUUUGCCUCCUCGAUAGGACUACUUUUGCUUAAAUAGGAAAAAUAAAAAGUAGUAACUCCACAUUUAAAACGAUUUUACUAUGAUAAUUGAUAAUACGAGCUAACAAAACCGCUCCUUACCAUUCUUAUUUCGUGAAGUCCACUGGCCACUAGUUAUAAUGCAAUUAAAAUUGGCUUCGGUGAUUUAAAGAAAUCUUUACAGAGAAAAGAUAUAUAAUUUGUCUGUUAUUGCUGCCUUAUCAUUUGCUAGUUCAAAAUAAAAUACUAAGCAUUAUUUUCCGUCGCUUGUACAACUUAGUUUUCUAACCAAUUACUAGUACAACACCACACAUUAUAAAAAUUGUUAAUUUUAGACCCAUUAGUGCCGUUAUGCCUGGCUUUGAAUGUUGCUUUGAACUUAGAUUACAUCAUGUGUCCUUAAGUUUAGUGUGCCAACACAUUACCACUGGUUAUUACGAGAAUGACACCGUUGUGUGUGUUUCGUAAGAAAGUUCAAGAAAAGAUCCGGGCUAUAUCUUCUAAAGCCAGCUCUUGUUUGUUUGUAGGCCGAAAAUUCCAGACGUUGAAGAGCUCCUGGGGGAUAACAAAGCCAUCUGUUCUUGUCUCAGCGUGCUUGGGGAAGACAGAUAGAAUCUAAGAACAGAAGAAUAGGCUAAGGUGGUGGGAGGAAUACGUGGCCCGUAACCACAUAGAGGUACAAUGAGCGACCAGAGCGACUCCUUAAGACACUCGGAGGUAGACCAUGCAUCACACCUCUCUGAGUGGAUCGGGUCUCUGCUGUCAAGCGCGAAUUACUCGGACAUCACCCUCGUGGUCGAGGGUGAGCGUCUUCAGGCGCACAGACUUGUACUUGCCUCAUGCUGCGAAUACUUUCGGGCUCUUCUCUAUGGAGGGAUGCGGGAAUCUACCCAAAAAGAGGUCGAACUUCCGGAUGCUCCGUUAAAGGCGUUUAAAUUGCUAUUGCGCUACAUAUACACCGGCCGUCUUUCCUUGAGUGGUCUUAAAGAGGAUAUGCUUCUCGACAUGCUUGAGCUCGCGCAUCAGUAUGGCUUCGAGGCGCUUCAGGGUGCGAUAUGCCGCUAUCUUCAGGAAAUCCUAUCUGUGCGUAACGUCUGUGCGGUGUACGAUAAGGCGCAACUUUACAGUCUCGAUCAAUUAUCAAAGACAUGCUGUCGCUUUAUUGACCGGCAUGCUGCGCUAAUUUUGAACAGUGAUGCCUUUCUUCAGUUGUCGGCUGGCGCUUUGAAUGAGAUGCUUUUACGUGACUCAUUUUACGCCAAGGAAAUAGACAUUUUCGAAGCAGUGCAUCGGUGGUACGUUGAUAAGGAGGAGCUUGUCUCCGAAGGAACAAUGACAGAAAUACUCGAGAAAGUUCGUCUUCCGUUGAUGGAUACUGGUGAUAUUCUUGGCUUGGUUCGAAACUCGAAAUUAUUUAGCGCAGAUUGCCUUCUCGACGCGAUCAAGACGAAGAAAGAAUGCCUCGACGUAGAUUUAAAUUAUCGCGGCCAACUGAUCAUUGACGAGAACAUAGCCGUACCCCAGCACGGUGCACAAGUGGUAACAGGCGAACAGCCGCAGGAACUACUUCAGCCGAGAUCGGAACGCUCUUACGACGGCGACCGCGGUUUUACGCGACAUAACAUCGAAGAUGAAAAUGGGAUCACCAUUGACCUGGGCGGCAUGUUUAUCAUAAACCAUAUCGUGUUGCUGCUGUGGGACAAAGAUUCACGUUCUUACUCGUACUACAUUGAGGUUUCGCUGAACCGUGCAGAUUGGUGUCGCAUCAUUGACCAUUCGACGUACCUGUGCCGCUCCACGCAGAAGCUGUACUUUGAUCCUCGAGUUGUACGCUAUAUUCGUGUCGUUGGCACCCAUAACGCUGUUAAUAACGUUUUUCACCUAGUAUCACUCGAAGCAAUGUACAGCUCGAACCCGUUCAAAUUGAGCCAAGGCAUAUCUGUACCAGAAGAGAAUGUGGCGUCGGUGGAGCGGAAAGCUUGUGUUGUUGAGGGCGUGAGUCGGUCGCGGGAUACGUUGAUCAAUGGAAACUUCACCGACUACGAUUGGGACUCGGGUUACACAUGUCAUCAACUAGGUUCCGGUUAUAUAGUGGUUCAGCUGCCACAACCAUAUAUGAUUGACUCAAUGCGACUUCUGCUGUGGGACUGUGAUACGAGGUCCUAUUCGUAUUACGUUGAGACAUCUGUUGACAAGAAGGAAUGGACCCGCGUUGCCGAUAGGACGGGUCAGUUGUGCCGCUCCUGGCAAAUUUUGACUUUCGAACCAUUACCCGUGGUCUUUAUCAAAAUCAUUGGCACGCACAAUACCGCGAACGAGGUAUUUCACUGCGUUCAUUUCGAAUGUCCAGCACAGGUGCGCAGCCUUGAGGAACGUUCGAACUCGCCACCGUUAGACAUGCUUCCAUUUGUUCCUCCUGCAGACAACGUUGCGCAGGUCCCGCUGAAUCGGCCACUGGAUUGUCGUAGAGAUGACUUGUGAUUCUCUUGAGUAUAGAUGGGGCAAUGAGUCAUCUAACGAUAACGUAUGCGAUAUAACCAGUUUGUUUUGGGGGUGAAAUAAUUGGACUUGUGGCACACACUACCACAAUUUAGUGCUGCUCUUUUGCUGCCGGUUUUAAGAUGAUCUGAAGCUGUGCCUUUGUACAUUAAAGGCAGUAUCUAGAUAAAAGAAAACUGGUUAGCAUUUAUCUAUUUAAUUCUAUUCAUUAUGUCUAAUGUGCAUCAUUGUCUAUCUCAUUUCACAAGCUAUUAUACAAUAUGAUUGACAAGCUUUAUACAGACAGCUCAACUCAGUUCAACAAGGUCAUACGAAGUCAGAUAAUGAAACAAACUUUAAGUACCUACUUGUACUGAUAUUGUAAGUUAUGAGGAUAUCCCUAUAUAGACAAAAGACGAUAAGAGUACCUCUUUUUCCCGUCUUUUGAUUCCACGUAAAAAGCUGUAGACAUAGUUUUUAUCGACUGUACUCGAUCGUAACGAUCGUACAUUUGAAUGUCCCUACUAUAUAACAAUAUAUCACAAAUAUAUUCAUUUUAUACGUUUUUAUUUUUCGUCGCUACUGACAUACGUGGUGAUUUGCUAUUACGAUUUCUUAUGAUAUAGCAAAUCGUAGUAAUGUGUUUAGCGACAUAGACUGAAGUGAGCAACAUGUGAUAGAAUAGUUGCGUUAGUCUGAUUAUUACUCUUAUAGGAAAGGAGGCGGUCAAGCACCAACGAAUCAAGAUUUUUUUAAAUCCAAACGUAGCAUCGCAAGAUAGAAAACAGAGGAACUACUGAAAAUAUUCAUGCAGAAAGCAGAACACGACGGACGUAAGUUCCAUUUUUGCGCACACUUAAUGGCUCCGUUGGAUUGUGUGUGGAAGUAUCGACAGGAAUUUACUACACAAGGCCCACGGUUAACUGCCUUUAACAGAAUUACCUUCGAACUUCUUCUGUCACUGCGCUACUAACAAACUUCAAUGAUUUGCCUGCACUUAUUAAUGCACUUAGCGCGCAUGCAAUUGUGAUUACAAAGAGGAAUUAACGAGCAGUCACAUAUGAACGCAACAGUGUAAACAUGAUGUAAAUUAAUAAUGGUAUAAUAACAAUAAUAUAAAUAAAAGUAAUUGUCAACUGA
Messenger RNA from Varroa destructor (honeybee mite), 4439 nucleotides. Its product is annotated as BTB/POZ domain-containing protein 9-like. Gene Ontology annotation, cellular component: cytoplasm. Gene Ontology annotation, biological process: adult locomotory behavior; circadian behavior; modulation of chemical synaptic transmission. Gene Ontology annotation, molecular function: protein binding. NCBI's taxonomy places the organism in Eukaryota, Metazoa, Arthropoda, Arachnida, Mesostigmata, Varroidae. The record is from RefSeq and is a predicted model, not a curated record.